CUUGUGACAAGCUUGUAAAGAACAAUCGAUAGGACAAAAUCGAUAUUAGGGCAGUAAAUCAGAAUAUUGUAAUAUUUGAACAGGACCUUGCAUUCUAAACAAGACCUGCACUUAAAUACUUUAAGGAAUUUAAUAAUCAUGCGACGGAUAUGUACAAAGGCAGAAUUUCAAAGGGAGCUGGAAUACGCUGGUGAUCGACUAGUCGCUGUUGAUUUCACCGCUGUUUGGUGUAAAAACAAUGAUAACGUGACUAGAAAAAUCAGUGACGCCAUGUUCCAACCAGAGUUCUCGGAGGUGGUUUUCCUUCAGGUUGACGUUGAUGAUAAUGAGGACACACCUGCUUUCUGCAAUGUCGAUUUUCUUCCAACUGUCCAGUUUUACAGAUUUGGACAAAAGGUUUCGGAAAUACAUGAAGAUACAUUAGACAACCUUACAUCAGUGUUGCGGUUACAUAGAUAAUUAUUAGUCUUAGAAAAGUCACCGGACAUAGUUAUUCACAUAAAGACUUAACAUUCUCAGUUAUAAUCAUAUCUUUAUAAUAUUUGCUGUGUUAACUCUUUGCUGAACACACCAGUGCUGUCUGGCUAGGCUUUAUAAUCUUGAUAUUGAGAUUCUUUAAAUUCCGGAAGUAAGCUGUUCCAGUCAAAGCAGCGUUAAAUUCGUUCCCUGUAUUAAAUAGGUAAAGGUUUAGAUGUGUUAUUUAUAUGGCCUUUCGAGCUGAGCAAAAUGAAUAGUACAUGAACGUGGAAAUAUAUAAAGAAUUAAAGCACUUAUAUGCAGUGCAUUUAAAAAUCAUACAAUGUAAUACGUUUUUAUACUUGUUAUCAGAUAUGUUAAACAUGUAGAUGUUUUCUAGGGUAUUAAUUUUGAUUAUGUAAUAUAACAUUUCUAGCUUUAUUUAAUACGACACAUGAAAGAAGAAUGAAUAUAUUUUUAGCUUAUGACGUUUACUCGUAUGCCACUUAUUUACCUUAAGUAAAUAAAAAAUUUGAAUUAGAAUGUAGACAACACAAAUUUUCAAUAUUUCUAAAGUGAAAUUAUUACCUAGCCAUUACGUGUAUUUAGUUUCGUAGAUUUUCGAGGAUCUUCCUGGUGUUUUGGAAACUCUUACACUUUCUCUAUGUAGUUUAUUUUUCACUAUUGUGUCUUAUUGUUAUUGUUAUGAAUUAUUGAAUGUGAAAGAAAUAAAAAGACAUA
Messenger RNA from Ruditapes philippinarum (Manila clam), 1197 nucleotides. Its product is annotated as thioredoxin-like. NCBI's taxonomy places the organism in Eukaryota, Metazoa, Mollusca, Bivalvia, Venerida, Veneridae. The record is from RefSeq and is a predicted model, not a curated record. The coding region runs from base 139 to 459 and encodes 106 amino acids. The transcript is spliced from 4 exons.